Molecule: messenger RNA, 504 nt
Organism: Knipowitschia caucasica
Lineage: Eukaryota; Metazoa; Chordata; Actinopteri; Gobiiformes; Gobiidae
Source: the annotation of a GenBank genome assembly
AUGAUCAGCCGUACUCCCCCAGCGCUGCUACAGUCUGGCAGCUGGGGGAGGAAGAAGCUGGUGAAGAAGACUCCGCAUGUGCUGUGUGUGAAGCAGGACUCCAACAGCAAUACAAGCGGCUGUGAGCAGGAAACAAGUCCGAUUCCCGAGAAGCAGGAGUCCAGUCCGGCCCCGAUCCCAGACCUAGACUGUCUCCCAGGCUCGUCAUCGCUCCCACUCUGUGACCCUGAGAAAUUACAGAGGGUGAUGAGGCAGGGGAAGAGGCGGGGGACUCCUUAUGAUCGACCUGUGGAUCAGGAGUCCAGCUCCAAAUCUAGAAAGAGGAGCGUUGAGACCAAGGCGAAAGCGAGUUUGAUUGAUUUGGUUUCAUUCAGUCCGAUUUCUGAGAAGCAGGGGUCCAGUCCAAUCCUGACCCUGGUUUCGAUCCCAGUCCCGUCACCAACCAGUGUCCGUGAAGCAGAAACCUGUAGACAGAGACAAGAUCCCACGCAAGACGACAUCUAA